GUCGACGAGCUUCCGUUUCGUCACUUCCCCUUGUUUUGGCCACGGUAGCUAGUCUGGACUCCGGGGCAGUGCAGGGAGACAUGGAUAAAAUAGCUUUACCUCCACCUGGCCGUGAUGACUUGCCUCUCGCCUUGUUGGAGAUGGGCUGUUCAGGGAGGUUUGAGCUUCUCACUCGCCCGCUGCCUAGCCACAGUCCGCUACCUCCGCAGAGCACGCUCCCCCAUGGCCUUCCUCCCACGAGCUUAGACUUGAAGAUGGACGUAGAGAAACGUUUUCUGCAGGAUCCAGCGUGGAUGCCCAUACAUGACACAAACGAUGCAUUCCAGACGUUUCUGAAGUUGACCAAAAGAGAUAGACAUGUGGACUCGUUGCUGCACUGUUCUCUGUCCCCUCUGCACUCCAGCCUGUCUGUGGUGAGAGAUCCCACCACUGGCAUGCUGCUAGACUUCACUGAGGUGUUACUGGAACACACUGGGCUGUCAGCGAAGAACUCUCUAUCAUUGCACAGACAGCCAGGACCUCCAUCUGAAAGUCUGCGUGGCAGCAAUACAAACUACCCUUUCCUGCCAGGUGGUAUGGAAGAGCUGACAUUGGAGCAAAUACAGAAGAAGUCAGAGAUGGAGGAGGACCUUGACUUGGAACAUGAUUUACUAACAGUCCCUCCAGGACUGAAAGCUGGCAUGGACUUCAGUCACAAAGAAGCCAAAACCACGAAAGGCGAUGUGAAUCUGCUAUCGCUUCUGUCCACUUUUGAUGACAUAAUUGACGUCUUGCCGGAUGAAAAGCAGAAAGGCAUGGAAAGUGAAGCCUCAAAACCUCCCAGAACCAACAGCUUGGAGGAUCUGGGCAUUAAGGACACUCCAGCCCCCUCUGCCCCGCCCUCUGCCCCGCCCUCUGCCCUGCCCUCUACCCCGCUCUCUGCCCCGCCCUCUGACAGGGCAGACGGCGGGAUGAAAAAAGACAGAAAGGAGAAGGUAGAGAAGAAGUGGGCCAUGCCUGUGGACAUCAGCUCACCAUGUGACGAUUUCUACAAACGCGUGCCAGACCCUGCCUUUAAGUACCCGUUUGAGCUGGACGUGUUCCAGAAGCAGGCUAUCCUCAGGCUGGAGGCACAUGACUCUGUCUUCAUUGCUGCUCACACAUCAGCUGGCAAGACUGUGGUGGCUGAGUAUGCCAUCGCACUUUCCCAAAAACACAUGACCAGGACCAUCUAUACCUCUCCUAUCAAGGCCUUGUCCAAUCAGAAAUUCCGGGAUUUUAAGAAUACUUUUGGGGAUGUGGGACUUUUGACAGGAGAUGUGCAGCUUAGCCCGGAGGCGUCCUGUCUCAUCAUGACCACUGAAAUAUUGAGGUCCAUGCUGUAUAAUGGAUCGGAAGUGAUCCGGGACUUGGAAUGGGUCAUAUUUGACGAAGUUCAUUAUAUCAACGAUGCAGAGAGGGGUGUGGUUUGGGAGGAGGUGCUAAUCAUGCUGCCAGAACAUGUUAGCAUCAUUUUGCUCAGUGCGACAGUGCCCAAUGCUGUGGAGUUUAGCGAGUGGAUUGGGCGCAUUAAGAAGAGGCCCAUCUAUGUGAUCAGUACAGUGAAGAGGCCAGUGCCCCUAGAGCACUACCUGUACACGGGAAACAGCACCAAGACCCAGAAAGAGCUCUUCCUUCUCCUCGAUGCUACUGGAAGCUUCCUCACCACAGGGUACUACGCUGCCGUGGAGGCCAAAAAGGAGCGCACCAGUAAACACGCACAGUCGUUCGGCACAAAGAACCCCUCGCACAACACCACGCCCAGCCAGGACCGUGCCGUGUGGCAGACACUCCUCAACUACCUGUCCGUGCGGCAGCAGACUCCUGUUGUGGCCUUCACCUUCUCUCGCACACGCUGUGACGACAACGCCCGUGCCCUCACCAUGCUGGACCUGACCAGCUCGGUGGAGAAGAAUGAGGUCCACUCCUUCUUCCAGAAGAGCCUGAGCCGGCUGAGGGGUGGUGACCGACAGCUCCCGCAGAUUUUGCAAAUGAGAGACCUGCUGAAGAGAGGCAUCGCUGUGCAUCACAGCGGCAUCCUGCCAAUCCUGAAGGAGGUCAUUGAAAUGCUCUUCUCGAGAGGUCUUGUGAAGGUCCUGUUUGCCACAGAGACAUUUGCCAUGGGGGUUAACAUGCCAACCCGGACCGUGGUGUUCGACAGCAUCCGCAAGCACGAUGGCACCGGCUUCAGAAACCUCCUGCCUGGAGAGUACAUUCAGAUGGCAGGCCGAGCAGGCAGGAGAGGUCUAGAUGCCACAGGCACCGUCAUCAUCCUCUGCAAGGCUGGAGUGCACGACAUGGCAGACCUUCACGCCAUGAUGCUGGGGAAGCCGACUGUGCUGCAGUCUCAAUUCAGGCUCACCUACACCAUGAUCCUUAACCUCUUGCGUGUGGAGGCACUUCGCGUCACUGACAUGAUGCGCAGGAGCUUCUCGGAGAGCCACAGGGAUACACAGGCCCAUGAGAGGAGGAUCACGGAGUUGAGAGGUGUGCUCUCCUCUCUGCCUCCUCUGGACACAGAGGGUCAGUUAUCUGACCUGCUGUCAUAUUACCACACAGUUACAGAACUCCGCAUCACAACAGAGACUCUGCAACAAGCAGUCAUGGAGUCCAUGAGCGGUCUGAAGGCACUCUCUGUGGGCCGCGUGGUUGUCGUCAACAAUGCCCAACACCUUAAUGCACUGGCAGUCAUCUUGCAGGUGUCCAGUGACGCUGUGAAUCGGGUCUUCACCGUCCUCAUCAUGUGUGAGAAAGGGAAUGAGGAGACCAAAUGCGCUCCCGAGGCUGGCCGAGGAUACACACACCUCCACAGCAACCGCCUCUUCAUCCCCGAGGGUCCCUGUAGUCACACAGUGCAGAAGCUGAAGGCACAGGACAUCACCGCCAUCACAGUUAAAACGCUGAAGGUCAUUCCAGAGCGUAUCAUUGACAACUACAACAAGAGGCAGCAGCCCCGUUUCAGACUGGAUCCACCCGGGCAGGCCAUUUCCACCGCCACCCAGGAACUUCUGCGAUUGGCGGAGGCCAACCCGGACGGCGUAACGACCCUCGACCCAGUGAAUGACCUUCACCUGAAGGGAGUGGAUGUAGUGGAGGCUGUGAUGAGACAACGUGUGCUCCAGGACAGCCUCAAAGACUUCCAUUGCACCCACUCACCCACCUUCACGGAGCAGUUUGCACGUGUGCAGGAGAGAAUGGGUGUGCAAGAGGAGCUGGACAGGCUGCUGUUCCUGGUGUCUGAUCAGUCGCUCACCCUGCUACCCGAGUACCAUCAGAGAAUUAAGGUGCUGGAGGCCCUGAACUACAUCGACGGCAGCGGCGCUGUGCAGUUGAAGGGCCGCGUGGCCUGUCAGAUCAGCAGCCACGAGCUGCUGCUCACUGAGUUGCUGUUUGAGAACACCCUGAGCCCCAUGGCCCCGGAGGAGAGUGCAGCCCUGCUGUCCUGCCUCGUCUUCACCCAGAACACACAAGUAGAGCCACACGUCCCCAACACCAUACAGGAGGGCAUUGACCGGGUGCUGAUCGUGGCUCAGCGCAUCGGCGACCUGCAGCGUGACUGUGGGCUGCCACAGACAGCUGAAGACUUUGCGGCUCAGUUCAAGUUCGGCCUGACGGAGGUGGUUUACUGCUGGGCUAGAGGCAUGCCCUUUGCUGAGAUCGCCCAGCUUACGGACGUGCAGGAGGGCACGGUGGUGCGUUGUAUCCAGAGGCUGGAUGAGGUGCUGAAGCAAGUGAGACAAGCCGCCCGCAUCGUUGGAGACUCUGUGUUGGGCAGUAAGAUGGAGAAGGCCUCCCUGGCCAUACGCAGGGACAUCGUGUUCACAGCGUCUCUCUACACACACUGAGACAGUGAAGACUGCAGCAGAACUUCCUGUGUGUGUGCGUGCGUGCAAGAGAAGUUAUUGACAAGGAAAUCAUGCACUUGAAGAUUCAAUCUGGACAAAUAGAGAUGAUUCCAUAAUCAGUUGAGAUAUAUAUAUUAAUUGCCAAGUGAAAUGGAAGUCCAUAGAAUAUUCAGAUCAGACAGAGCAAUGAUGGUGCCACACUAAGAAACACCAUGGUUACAAUCACCUAAACAAACAAACUAAUAAAUAAAGGUUACCAAGAGAUCGUGCGCUUAUUCUGUUAGCUUUAAAGUCACAAAUGUGUACAUGGAAUCACAGGGCAUGUCGACGCGCCUGAGAGUGGCUGGGUGUUUUGCUUUAUUUAAAAAAAUAAAUUAAUAAAUGCCUUCAGUUAGAUCAGCAAAUGCAUUGGCAAUUAAGGAUGAACACCAGUAAUGGACUGAUGUAAAGUAAUAAACUGCUGUUUCCGGAAAAGUGUUGUCUGUUUUUGUGCACAUCAGUGCCACUAAUUAAAUAAAGAAAGAAAAAUU
This is a messenger RNA of Electrophorus electricus (electric eel), 4393 nucleotides long. It is a transcript of the gene skic2, whose product is annotated as SKI2 subunit of superkiller complex. Gene Ontology annotation, cellular component: Ski complex. Gene Ontology annotation, molecular function: RNA binding; RNA helicase activity; ATP binding. The record is from RefSeq and is a predicted model, not a curated record. Gene Ontology annotation, biological process: nuclear-transcribed mRNA catabolic process, 3'-5' exonucleolytic nonsense-mediated decay. Lineage: Eukaryota; Metazoa; Chordata; Actinopteri; Gymnotiformes; Gymnotidae.